GAUGGGAGGCAUUCCCGCCCGCAACGCCAAGGGGGAGAGGCUGCUGCUCUACGUCGGCAUCAUCGACGUGUUGCAGUCCUACAGAUUCGUCAAGAAGCUGGAGCACUCUUGGAAGGCCCUUGUACACGAUGGGGACACCGUAUCUGUGCACAGACCCAGCUUCUACGCCGAAAGGUUCCAACGGUUCAUGUGCAGCACCGUGUUCAAGAAAAUACCACUAAAGCCGUCCCCUUCUAAGAAGAGCCGGUCUGGCGCAGCGGUUCCUCGGCGGAGCUGUCAAGGAGUGCCUGCCCAGUUGCACGUGUUGUGCGAGACGAAAGCACAAGUAACGACAGAGGCGGAUGUAGAGCAAGGUUCCCACCUUGGUCGCCCAGACCUCCUGCCCAGGACCCUGCCGGUAGAUGAAGCUAACAGCGACUCCGUCGCGACAACCCUGUCCACCUCUUCCUUGGGCAGCGGGGGCCUCAACUCGCCCGCAAAUAGGUCAGUGGGCGUACAAGUGCAUAAAGUUGACAGCUCAGCAAAGGAUUUGACUAGAGCAGCUCCCGGCAUCUUCCUGUCUAGCGGGUCCCCAGGACCUUCCAUCCCCGAGCACUCCGCAGAGCUGAGAGAGCAGCUGGAGGACCUGCAGGAGACGGAGAUCAGCUUU
Molecule: messenger RNA, 649 nt
Organism: Pterocles gutturalis (yellow-throated sandgrouse)
Lineage: Eukaryota; Metazoa; Chordata; Aves; Pterocliformes; Pteroclidae
Product: phosphatidylinositol 4-phosphate 5-kinase type-1 alpha-like
Exons: 7
Biological process (GO): phosphatidylinositol metabolic process
Molecular function (GO): phosphatidylinositol kinase activity
Source: RefSeq, a predicted model, not a curated record